AUGUCAUUGGCUCAAUCACUUCACUUUGAGCUCAGCACUCCCGCAUCGGAGACGCCUCCGAUUGUUGCGAGCGCAGCUCCACAGACCAGGCCAGAGCUGACACCCAGCUCACGCACUUCAGUCGGCGUCCAAACAAGCGAACCUGAACCUCCUGCUCCAGAUUCCGGUCAGCAGGUCUUUGAACGUGCAUCCUUGACGGUCAUCAAUAAACCCCGGCGACUGGCCGUUACGGCACUGAUUAUUUUGGCCAAUCUGGUUCAGAUGACGGUCAAUUUCUCUGGCAUCGCAGGGGGAAGUAAACUCACUGAAUCGAUGGGGGUCAAGGACUCUUACGCUUCGUGGAUCGGGGCCAGCUAUGGAUUGACGCAGGGCACGUUCGUUUUAAUGAGCGGUCGCCUGGGCGAUGUAUUCGGCCAUCGCCGACUCCUCAUUCUCGGCGGGAUCUGGCUGGCUGUGUGCACGUUGAUCAGCGCGUUCUGCAAUAACUUCUUCGCGUUUGUCUGCAUGAGAGCUUUAUCCGGGAUUGGCGGCGCCGCGAUCAUGCCGAACGCGGUUGCAAUGAUCGCGACGACCAAUCCACCUGGAAAGGUUCGCAACCUCAGUUUGGGCUUGUUUGGUGCAUCGGCGCCGAUGGGGGGAUACUUUGGGGCGCUGUUUCUAGGCGCGUUCCUCGAGAAGACGGAAUGGAAGUGGUUUUUUGUCUUCAUAGCGUGCCUUAACGCCACGGUCUUUGUCCCCCUGUGGGCUCUGACCCCUAAGGAAGUCGCCGUGGACCGACAUGGCCAAAUUGACUGGAUCGGCUCGGCUCUGGGAACUGGCUCCCUUAUCCUAUUCAACUUCGUCUGGAACCAAGCCCCCAGCGUUGGCUGGCAAACGCCAUACGAAAUCGCCCUCCUCAUCAUCUCCGUACUCCUCUUCGCCAGCUUCCUCAUCUGGGAACGCAACUUCACCCUACACCCAAUCAUGCCCCUCGACAUCUUCAAAGCCCCCUGCUUCCUCACUCUCAUCUUCGUCGUCCUCCUAAACUACAUGGCCGUCGGCACACUCAUCUGGUACCAAGUCCUCUGGCUCCUCGAAGUCUGGAACUGGUCACCCCUCGAGUUCGCCGUCGGAUGGACGCCGUUCGUGGUCUGCGCCACCGGCGCCGCCUGUCUCGCCGCAUGGCUGAUCCCACGCCUCGCAGCGCAAUGGAUCCUCGCCAUCGGGACGAUCACGAUUCUCGUCUCGAACGUACUCAUGGCCACCGUGCCCUUGCGCCAGACAUACUGGGCACAGAUGUUUCCUAGCGUUGUGCUCUUCUCGUUCUGUCCAGAUCUAGUCUACACGGCGGGACAGAUCAUCGCGAGUAACUCCGUCCGGCGCAAUCAGCAGGGCAUUGCGGGUUCGAUCAUCGGCACCCUGAAUCUCUACGGGAAUAGCCUGGGAUUGGGGUUUGCGUCGACAAUCGAGACGCAGAUCGCGAAGACGGGGGGCCGAAUUCUUGGGUACCGUGCGGCGUUAUACUUUGGUGUCGGCAUUAGCAUCGUGGCGUUAGUGCUGGAUGUGCUUUUCGUGAGGAUGGUCAAGGAUGAGCGGGAGGGGUGGGAAGGGGACGACGCGAAUUUGGUGGAGGUUGAUGGCUUGGAGCUGUCCGGGCAGGCGGGUACUACUGCAGUGCAGAUCCCUGGGGCCUUGGAGAGAGGGUGA
This is a messenger RNA of Aspergillus melleus, 1686 nucleotides long. RefSeq lists its product as uncharacterized. The record is from RefSeq and is a predicted model, not a curated record. Gene Ontology annotation, molecular function: transmembrane transporter activity. NCBI's taxonomy places the organism in Eukaryota, Fungi, Ascomycota, Eurotiomycetes, Eurotiales, Aspergillaceae. The coding region runs from base 1 to 1686 and encodes 561 amino acids. The transcript has 5 exons. Gene Ontology annotation, cellular component: membrane. Gene Ontology annotation, biological process: transmembrane transport.